AGCAAAUCAUUCGCAUCAUCUCUCUUCCUCAGACGGAAUAAGCGAAUUUUUAAGUUUUGCGAGGUAUUUAUAUUCUGGUCAACUCAACUUUUAGCAGAAAACGUUUUUAAUUUCUUGGUAAGAGUGGGAGUGCAAAGGUUAUUUAUUCGUAUGAGAGUUUUGUAGAUAGAAAAAAAAUCGGAAUUUAGAAGUUUAUCGUCGCAUCAGACUUUCUGCAUUAUAACUUAUAAUUUAUAAGGAAGGAACAUCAGCCACGAGUUUGGUUGUAGGUUGCUGUGACCUAUGCAGGCAGCAGAUAAAACGAUAAGUAACUGAGUUGACGACAGCGUCAUCAUGGCGUCAAACUCUGGGGGUGGUGGUCGACCACCUCCGACCAGCAUCAGCAGCAGCAAUAAUGCUCCCCCAACGACGACGACUACAACAACAACGGCUACAAUAUCGCCUCCCUCGACGACAGGAACUAUUGAGUGGAACAAUAUCAUUAAACCAUUCGUGACGUAUUCAGUCGGUUCGUUGUCUAAAAAUGAAGUUAUUACUUUGUUGAGGGCGAUUAGUGAUAGUGAAAAGGAGAUUAGAGAAUCAGGCACAUCGUCAUCCAGCAAUUACACCGUGUUUUAUGAUGUCGUCACAGUUCUCGCCACGCAUAUACUCACAGUUGCAGCUAGCAGUGAUCUGUUACCAAGACAAAAUUUCCCAGCGGCAUGUAUUGCCACGAAAAUUUUGUGCGAAUCACUUUUGUCAAGACUGCCAGCAAUUUUGAAGGGAAAUCAUCCUAUAAUCAGUGUCAAGACGUAUGUCAGUGUCAUUCAGGAAUUUUGUACUGGGAAACUGUCCAUGUCACCUGAUGAAGUGUCGAACAUGCUGUCACUCCUUAAAAACCAUGAAUUGCCACCAAAAGUGCAAAACAGUUCGCCAAACACUUGGGAUAAGGAUACUACCACCAAAGAAAAUGUUAAAGAGGUCCGACGAGCUCGGAUGGAUCCUGCCGCAAUGAUUUUGGAGCAGGUGUCCAUGCCAGUGAUGAGCUUGCCCACUAAUAAGCCAAUGAGAGUACUCCUCACCCAAGAAGUGUCUAAAACGUUCCAGUCACUCCGUGCUGGACAGAAAUUUGUCGAUAUUUGUUUAGCACGACCCACCUUGAAGCAGUUUCUAUUGGACAAUUUCACUUUGCAACAUGACACUGUUCGCAAUUUUAGUCGUAAAAUUAUUCAUCAUAAACUUUCUGGAUCGGAAGUGGCAUCACUUUCAGAAGACUUGAAAUUAACCUAUCAACUCAUGAGAGUGAGAAAGUUUGCUCCCCUGAGUUCAUCCGAUGCUCAAAAACUGUGUCAUCUUGGUCUCGCCGCAAUGAAUGCUGGGGCCGCUAUUGCAAAUCAAUUGUAUGGUGGCGGACCUCCUUCAUCAUCUUCCGCUCAGCAACAGUCAUCUCAGGCUGCGUCUUCCUCCUCCGGAGGGUCGUCAACGGUUCAAAGUCAAGUCGUUGGUUCUACAGGCUCGGGAGCUAAUAUUAACUCCAGCGAGUCUGAGUAUGAAUUUGGAACUUUGAUUGUAGCAGAGGCACUUUGGAUACAACAAACCGUGAUUCGCAUUCUCCAGGAGGAUACAGCCCUUUUACAAUCGACUUGGCUAAACUGCUCCGCCGUCUUUUCCAAACACGCCUUCAUGUCCAUUGACACCUAUAUGCAUGAAGUCAGUCAUUCUGCAGAACCCGCUUUGGGACAAAAAAUGAACUUGAUCCAUGUCCAAACUCACUGGAACGAGAUCAUCAUUUCCAUCGCAUGCCACGCUGCCAAAAUGGCUUCUAACUUUGUACCCCUACCCUGCGGAGAGGUUACACCACUUUCAAUCAGAAAACCAGCCGGAAAGAGCUUUAAAAUUGAUGAGUUAAACUCGAACGAAGAUAGGAUCGCAUAUUUCUUUGAUCAGUUUGGCAUCGUGGAAGUCUUGAUGCAAACGACGACUUUGAGUUAUCGAAAAGCGGGUCGCCUCAAGAUGCUCAAGGCGCAGAAGGAUGGUGAAAAUGAGACUGCAAUUACGGAAAUUAAUAAUACCGAUCCCGUUAUUUUGGUGGAGCACAAUGUCGAUAGUGGCGCAGUUGUCCGCCCUGCUGGUGAUAGUAAUGAUCCACUUCCAGAUAAUGAAAAUGAUCACAUUGAUGUCGAAAUUGAAGACGAGAAUCGGUCCGUGUCAGACCUCAUGACGACGGAUGAAGACGAGCCCGACGAUGACCAGGACGAUGAUGAGGAGGACGAUAGGAAUAACGAGGAUGGAGACGAUGAACCAAUACUCGGCUCGUGGAUGGAAUCCGUUCUCUCUCCACCUGAAACGGAUGCUGAGUCAGAGUCGAAACUAGGGAGUGAGAGGGAUGGCAAGGGAGGUCCUUUGGAUGAGAAGAAAGGAGGCGAUGAUGACAUUAACGGACUAAUCAAGGAAUUUAUACUUGAGAAGGAUAAUGCUACCGUGUUUAUGAAGACUGCACUCUCCAUGUUAUCCUUCCUGUCGAAAGACAUUGUCGGCAACCGGUCCGACCUGGUUCGCAACUUUGCCAAGGAUGGAUUCAACUCUGACAAAAUUUCCACCCUACUUACACUCAUUCUAAAAGAUUUGGACCAAGAAAAGUCAUCCACAGAAAUUGGAGCAAUUUCCACCAUCUUCGAGGAUACUUUGAACCAAGUUUACGUCGAUUUUUCUCAUGAAAUUAGCAAACUCACCCAAAACAUUCUAACCCUCAAAUUAUUCUCUCCUUCUGUCAUAACCAACUUUCUCUUUCAACUCGGUAUCGACCUUGCUGCUCCUGGUCGCUGGCCAUUUAACAUGUACUCACGCAGCCUAGCCGUAUUUAUCCAAGUCCUGUUAUUGCGACCAGAUCGAGAAAAUGUUACUGUCAUGAUGUUUAAGAGAAUUCUUGACACUUUGGUUGAAGACAUCACAUCCGAAAAUGUCCCCGCCGGGUACGCAGACAUUCCCGUCGAACACAGCCAGGCCAUUAUCUUCCUCUUCCAUACGCUCAGCCUGAUGCAAAAGAAACAAAUCAUGAUUGACUUUUCCAACGUAUUAAUAAAGGUGAGCGACAAGCUAGGAGGGAAAAUCUCGAAACCACACCAAGUCAUGUCCCUCGGCCGCCUUCUCCUCUUUUAUGACUAUUUUAUCCGUCAAUUGUACGAACCUGGGUUGAACCUUAUUGGACAAAUCCAAUACAAUCUGUUCAACGAUGAAGGAUCCAAUACCACAGAGAGUGGUGGUUCUGCCUUGACGACACCACACCCACCUGCUAGCUCACCCUCGGGGAAGAAGCUACGAGCUAAAUUCUUAGACAGCGCAACCACCCCCACCACUGCAACGGCUGGAGAUCAAGGAGGGACAGGUCUCAUGUCCACCAGCGAGACGAUGAGCGAACCCCCAAAUUCUAAACCACUCCCUCCCUCACGCAUAUUCUGCGAGUGCACCGUCGUCGAAAGAAUCUGGGAACUGAGCGGAUCUGAUGAAUCUCCGCGACCAAAGUUUUACAACUUGAUCUCAACGGAGCCAAACUAUCAAGAAAAUCCUAGACUUGACGGGCUUGCGAUGAACUUCCUCAUGAAUAAAACAGACUCACAGUCAACCAAGGACAAGGUCGACUAUAGGAGCUUGGUCGACGCAAUAAUAAAAAUUUCAGAGAUUUCCUUCCUCGAUUAUAGCGAGGGAGCCCGUCACGCGGAAAUCUACUACGUGCAAUAUUUCCUGAAUCGGCUCAUGUUCGGACUUCCACCCCCGCAUGAGUAUCUCCAGACACUCUCCAAUACGAGUAGCUUGUUGGAAUCGAAAUUUCUGGAUUCGCCCGCCCGCGUUCUCUACCUUAUCAUUUGGAUUUCACGGCUCCAACAUCGCACCUACUCUUCCUGGAUUCGUGACAUCCUCUGCAAACAGGGAAUGAUUCCUGUAGAAGCGGAAAAUCUGAUCAAAUCUACGGCGCUCGGGUCAAAAACAGGAUUGAAGAUUUUAAAUAAAUCAAUCGAUUGGGUCGUGGCGGCAUCGGAGAGUGAACCAGGCUCGAAAUGUCCAUCACUCUACUUUGCUAUCGAAGCCGUUCUCUCGCAUAGCAUUACCACAAUUGAGGAAAUUUCUGAGGAUGAGGAGCUCCUCGUCGUUAUGAUCCGGAUUCUUGAGGAAAGUCUGCUCGCCGUUCAAAAUAGGAUUCUUGACGAUUCGAUUAAAAGAAAUAAGGGAAAUUCAGGAGGCGAACACUGGAAGUCUUCUGCUAUGCAUUUAAUUUCAAUCAGUUCUGGCUUUCUGAUGAACAAUCCAAUGUCAAAGAUUGUGAUGAAGUGCGUCGACCCAAAUUUGAAGGGAGCGAUGGAAGAGUGUGUCAAUGAGGACUUUGACUCUUUUCCGGGUUGGAGUAUGAGUCAGUACAAGUCUGAUAUUCUUCCUGGGGAGAGCUACCUUCUGGCAGUGCUGGACGGACACAUGUCUGCUAAUCAGGGCUCUCUAAAACACAUUCUCGGAAGUGCCGUCAAGUUUAUCGGGUCCGCAAUCUGUCCAAAGAACACCAAAGUAUCAAAAAUCGUAAAGGAGGAACUUACUGCCCUCGUUCUCCCACUGUUGUUUAGCAAGUCGGCCGAAUUUCUUGGCGAGAUCGUCGGCACUGCCGUGGAUCCUACCUACGCCAAGACAGAUGCACCUCUCAACUCAAAACUGGUUGAGCUUCUCGCUGCUGAGACGUUAAAAGCAAUCUGUUCAGCCCCCCUUCGCGCCGCGUUGAAGGACUCUGCCCACGACACCUUUAUUCAAGAAAGUCUCAACGCCCUGCUAUCCAUCUUGUUGUCAACAACAAAAGAUGCAAAGGUUCCGAGUUGCGAUUUUGACGGAAUAUUCCUCAACCUACUCAGCUCUGACACGGGGAAACCAAAACUCUUACUCUCUCUUCUCGACCUCCUCAUGACAACGAAAGACGAGAAAGUACUCACCAAAAUCUGCGACUUUCUCUCCACCCUUCUCAGUCACGAUAUGUGUGAAAAAGACGCCAAAAAAUUCGUCUCUCUUCUAUACCAAGAACUCAAAAACUUUGAAGAACUUCCCCAGCGGAUCUUUUCAGCCGAGUUUUUACAAGUCGAGAGCGUUGUGGAGGCCGUCUGCAAAUUCUUUUCGAGUUUGAUCACACUCGCUGGAAAGCAUCAGGAGCACAAAAUAAUCCCCAACCUGUUGUCAAAAACGAUUGAAGUCGUCAAAAAUAACGUUUCUCGAGGGAAGGAAGAGAACAAGAAGAAUCACUUAUCCUCCUUUGAGCACGUUCUUCAAGUAAUUAUCCAAAUGGCGAGCAUGUGCGACUCGGAGGAAGGACAUGCAAAGCUAUUCCAACAAAUGACCGAGUGGCUCUAUGACUUUACGGAGGAUGUCGAAACACAGAUGAAUGCUGCGAUUGAUGCCUCGGUAAAAUCUUCGAUGAGCUCAACAACUGUUAAGAAAUCAGGCUCAACUACUUCCACUACUACCGAGUAUUCUCAAGAAUAUCCCACCCUUCAAGCCAUCAUGACCAUCAUGGAGUACAUGCUCGACGUGGGAAAAACUCUACAGUCCGUCGCAGCACAGAAUCCAAGUUUGAUCUCCAUUGGAGGAAAAAUGGGUCAAAACUCGUUUCAGAGAUUACUCGAGAGGGAACAGACUCCUGGUACGGCGACACCCCCGAACGAAAUUGAGGAUACGUUUGACCUUUGUGAGUCUGAGAUUGGUGAUGCUGAUCAAGGGGACGAUGGGGAAGAGAGUGGAGGUGAUGAUUCAGACGACGAAGGGCUCAACGGACGCCUCUGCACGUAUACGGUGACGCAGAAGGAGUUCAUGUCUCAGCAUUGGUAUCAUUGCCAUACGUGUGGAAUGGUUGAUGGCGUCGGAGUUUGUUCUAUCUGCGCUCGAGUGUGUCAUAAAGGACAUGACGUAACAUAUGCCAAGUUCGGAUCGUUCUUUUGCGAUUGUGGGGCGAAAGCGGAUGGAACCUGCCUCGCUUUAGUGCGGCGACCAACAAACAUUGCUUCCAAUGAUUUGGGCUCCUCUUCAGGCAACAAUAGGGGAAUGGCGGCUCUCGUAUCCAGUGGAUCGUCAACAUCUGCGCCGCCAACAUUAGGUGGUAGCGGAUCGACGUCUUAUAACCCGUUCCUUGCUGAUGUCAUUGGUAGUUCAACUACUACGACUGAACAUAGUCGCCGAGCUUCUUCCCCCACCGCUGGAGGGCUUGAAGCACGUGGCUCUAUAUCAUCUACAACGAAAGAACCCCGUCGCGAAGGGCUGAUUAAGAUGCAGGGUCCAGUCAAAUGGGAGGAUCUCAUUGCGGCCUUUCGAUCAUUCUCGGAACAUUUACCACUCAACACGCUGAUGAAACUAAAGUCUUCCGUGAGCAAGCUGGCCUCACUGAAAACUCCGAUCGGGGCCUUUAUGCGGGUGCAGAAAGCCCUGGAUCAACUCCGCCGUGGCCACGAGGGUCAGUUGGAAUUUAUUCCGUGCGACGACCUGAUGAUCCCAUCCUUAGGCUCCCAAGAGAAUGCAUUCGAGAACAUUAAAAUGACAUACAACGGGGAUCAGGGAUCUCUAAUAAGACAAUUGAUCAACGGACAGAUAAUUCGGCGAUCAACGAUCGCAGCGUUGGCCGCCCCGGGAGCGAGGAGACACUACCUCGCUAUGAGUCAGGAAAAAGGGAAAAUUACAAUUCUUCAGCUGGGAGCCUUACUCUCGGGUGCAGAAACUGGCAAGAAGAAAUUAACCCUUCCCCGUCUAGCGACACUUACUCUGCCAUUCACGGCACUAACCAUGGCUGCCAAUCCGUUGAGGGAUGAUGUUCUCGCAGUUUGUGGGUUGAAGGAAUGUCACGUCCUCGUGAUUGGAACUGGAGGCUCGAUCGCAUCCCACUUAGUCCUGCAACCACAGUUAGAGGGACAAAAUCACAUCAUUAAGCCAUUAUGGGUCCCCGGCUCUCACACCCAGAUGGCCAUUUUAUCCGCCGAUGCAGUUAAAAUCUAUGACCUUGGGAAGGACGUGAUCGCCCCCAUUUACUAUUUCCUCCUCCCCUCUGGAAAAGUGAGGGAUGCUACGUUCGUCGUGCAGGAUGACACUGCUUACAUCGUCAUCAUUGCAAAUGACGGGCGAAUUUAUUACGAAAAGUUGGAUGAGAAUACAAGUGCGAUGAAUGGACCUUAUUACAUUACGAAUGAUUUAAAUUAUGACGAUACUUCGGCCUUCGCCGCUGACUCUGCCCCACCACCUGCGGGAAGUGGGGCUGCUGCAGCUACCACGACGGGAGAGAAGAAGGAAACGGUGGGAAUCUCGAUUCACUACUCGCAUCCAUUGAAACUCCUCUUUUACACAUACCCGAAUGGGUGCAGUUAUGUGGGCGUUUUGGAAGAUUUGAGUGGCGCUGCCCCGUUGUCAAAGGCGGUCCUUAUUUUCCCAAAGACACAUUCGAGUGGGGCGAAGAAUUUAAAUCUCGGGUUGACUCAAUGGACGGAAGUGCUGGGUCACCCCGGCCUGAUUUUUGCCGUGGCGAAAGACGGCACUCCAUAUGGAAUAAUGAUGACUGAAAACAAAUCAGAAAUCCAAGAGAUCAAGGUUCAGUGGAAGUCUCGACCCUUGGACAUGGUCGCGAUGCGACACAUCGGUCAAAAUGGACGGUUGAAAACCUCUCUUGUCAUCCUCGGAGAGGACGGAAGUCUCAAAGUCUUCGACUCUGCAGACUGCACUGAAUUUUGGCUUAGUCCGAGACUCCGUCCCCAAGCGGACUGCGUGCCACCAAAGUCUUCUGUGAAAAGUAAAGGAGGACCCGGAGGUGGACCUGGUUCAAGGAAAGGGAGCAAACUCUUAAAGGGAACCAAUGGACAACCAAUCUUUCCCACAGAUUUCUUUGAACAUUGUCAACCAAUAAAUGACGUUGAUUUCGGGGGGAACGAUUUACUCCAAAUUUAUAAUGUGGCACAGUUAAAGAAUCGACUGAAUACGGCAGGCAUGUACGUCGUCGCCACGAAAUCGAUCGGAUUUAACAUCGAAGUUACCAACAACGACGCGAGCACGGUGAUUACAGGUGUUCGAAUCCUGCUUGGGUCACAAGAUUCUGGUCGUGUUCCCUCUUUCAUUCAGGUAUUUGGACGGACAAUUAAUGUCACUCUGACACGAGCUCGUUGGUACGACGUCCCAUUAACUAGAGAAGAAAGCCUUCAAGCAGAUACUAAAUUGAUCAUCACUUUUGGACCAUCUCACGAUUCUCAAUCCGUUACUUUUGUAGACUCUGUUAAAAUUUACGGAAAAAACAAGGAUGCAUUUGGUUGGCCGGAAGAUUCUGAAGAUACUGUGGCACAAUUGGCUACCGCCGCGGUGGGUAUUGCUCCAAAUAUUGGUGACAAGAAAAAUGAUGACAACAACAUUGAAAAAAUCGUGACAAGUGGAAUCGAGCUUUGUGAGCUCGCCGUGUCCCUCUGUCCUCGCGAUAUUGAAGACAUGGAAGGCCUACUAAAAGUUGCGACGGAUAUUUAUCUCGAAAACUAUCCCCCACUCAAUGUCCCCUGUCGCAAUCUUAUGUGUGCCGUCCUGUUGAGCAAAAACACAUACUACGAACAUAGAGACAAGUCUGUCAUCAACCAGUGUGUCAAGAGCUUAAUGGAAAUGAACGAGCAGCCCGUGAAGGAUGUGGACCCGGAAUUUUUCCAUCACAUCGUGACAUGUAUCAAGAACAUUGCCACCGUAAGGCCGAAUCACAUUUCACAAUUUGAAAUUCAAGAUUUUGGCUAUCAUGGAGCAAUGAAUCCUUCCCGAGUUAUUGAAACGUUGUGCAAAGUUUUUGAAAAGUUGGUGCAAGUCAAGCCAAAGAAUUCUUUCGUAGUUCCCGUGGAUAGACCAGGAAUUCAACGUGUCGAAACAUUGGCCAUGGGGCUUGGUGAAAUAAUCUACUCGGUGAUGGCGUCUGAUGUGUCACUAGUCUCAAAACUGUCCCCCUGCCUCAUUCGACUCCUCCUCUCUAGAAACAAUCAAAUAUGUGUCCCUGUCCGGACCGUUCUCGUAAAACGACUCCGACCAAAGAACGUACGGAAGCGGAAGGUUACAAUUCCUGGCCCAUCUCCACCUCAAUGCGCCACCCCGACCGCUGACAGUCCACGUGACUCUAUCCCAAACGUGCCACCCAUCGCCCACCAAGACGGUGACCAGCUCCCCUUGGUUGAAGUAGACGAACCCAUUGUCAUGUUAGACGGGCAGAUGGAUAACGACGGCCAGAUGGAGAUGAUGAAUCCGUUGGAUGCCUUCAUGGGGGCGGAGGGCUUCGCCAUGCCUCACGGGAUGGAUUUACAAUCGGAUGCAGAAGACGAGGCCAUGGUCGAACUAGCGAUCGCGCUGAGCUUGCAGGAACAGGCAGGAGGUGCUGCUCUUGCAAUUCAAGGGAUUCAAGAGGGGUUGCAAGCUUUGGAGGAUAUGCACCAAGAAGUUCUUCAUGCAGAAGCGAUCCAUCCCGCGGAUGACGACCAAGAUCAAGAUAAUGAUAACGUGCCGGGCGGCGAAGGUGGGGCCGAGUCAGAUGCGACUGCAUCACAAAAUUCCGACGACGAGGGAAGCACAGUGGCCACAGAGGGCUCAACUAUGAGAAACUCAGAACCGGGUGGAUCUGACAGUUCUGGAAGUUCGAAUGCAGAGGGAACUUCUCAAGACAGAAGUGCAAUACUUGCUUCGUCCUCAACGUCACAAUCUGUCAAUGCUCUCUCGACAUUCAUGUCAUCCCGGGCAUCAGGUGGAAGUGGGAGUGGUGAGGCCAGGUCAACCAGCAAAGAUGACCCGUCCAGCGUUCCCGGGGGAAGUAUGACUCUCUCCACACCUAGUGCAGUAUCGCAACAACAACAGCUAGCCAAACCGUUCAGAUUGGCUCUGUUGAAGGCAAUUUCAAACCAAAUCUCGGAUAGUAAAGAUGCCCUGAGUAUUAUUCCUCUUCUUCAAGUGAUGCUCGUCAUAUUGGCAGAGUUGGAUGGAAAUACGGAUGAGGAGGUGGCUAGUGUGGAAACAGUGGUCAAGAGAUUACUGGAAAUGAUGAACUUUAAUGAAAUUGAGCGAAAGUCUGAUUGGAAGAGGAACGAGGCGAGUGAAAUGGCUCUCGUCGUGCUUAGAAUGUUAAGCAUCCUCGUCUCUCGUUGGAGGGGAUGUGACCAAAAAACGGAAAGCAGUUGGAUCGCUCGCUCGACCUCUGAAACUAUUCAACGUUCUGGAAUUGUUAACUAUUGUAAAGAACUCCUCCACAUGUUGCGGUCCACAUGGAAAGGACAGCCCGAGGAAGAGGCGGAAGCGACCGUCCCAAGCCCCGCUUUGGGUGUUAAUGCUCCCCCUCCCGCGGUUCCAGACCCACUGGGGACAGUUCUACUAAAACCUUACCCUGUGGCAAAUCCUCCCGAUUACAGCCCCUUCUUCUUAAAGCAGUACAUCAAAACUCAUUCGAAUGAUAUUUUAGAGGAAUUGAGCCUACUUCUGUCAGAAAUGGCAUUGCGUCUUCCCUACCAGAUUAAGAAAGUGUUGGUGCAACAAUCCAUCUUUGAUACGGAAUGGGAAGAACUUUUGUGUGAAAUGUUACAAAAUCGAAACGCUCCCUUCGUCCGAAGGCAAGCAAGGAAACUCUUACUGAACAUUGCCGGAUCUCGUGAGAACUAUCACCUUCUGCGAGACACGAAUAAUAUCAAGUAUCACCUCCAAGAAUUCAAAAGGUUGAUUGGGUUCGAUGGGAACUCGGAUACCGAACGAUUGGCGAAAGUGGUCAAGAUGGAGUUUAAAUACUCGCAACUGGUCGCAAUGGUGGAACAUUUAACUACCUGUAUUGACAUCGCGACACAGAGGUCGGCAAGUUGGCAGACCCAUUGUAAAAAUGAGGACGCCUUGCAGUUUUUGGUUCAGGUGGGCUGCACGGCUGACGAUAGUUUAACAACAUCAAUCCUCACCCUGCUCAAAAUUGCGAUUGAUGGCGUCCCCUUUGAUUCGAAAUCCGAGUCCACCAUGAGUCGGAUGAGUGAGGACGAAAAAUCUUUGAAAUCUUUAGCUCACCAAGUUCUCGAUACGGUGGAGAAGCGAACUUUCUUAGAAUUUGUAAAGAAAUAUCUGCUCGAGCAUUCCGUCCUAUCGACACGCUGGCAAGCACAUUCUCUCAUGUUGGGUUUCUUUAACACCUCUGAUUGCUCCCAUCAACUUAAACUUGUCAACACAAUGUGGGAACUUUGGCCCUUUGUUCCUUCUGCUGGAACGCGUGCCGCUCAAUUUGUAGACAUUCUGGGAUACGCAACCUUGAAUAAUGACGAUUUAAAGGCCAGAGAUUUGAGGCAACAGGUCAACUUUUGUAUUUCUUCGAUCGAAGCUCAAGGCGAUGCUUUACUGAGUCAUCCCAACGCAAAUAUCUACGCCUCUCUGGUUCCAUUCGUGUCGGUGGAUGGCUAUUACUUGGAGUCUGAACCAUGCGAAGUUUGUUACAACAUAGAUAAACCAUACUCUGUUCAGAAAUUGAACUCUAUUAAGUCGGAUGCAAAGUUUACUGCAAACAGCCAAAUUGUGAAAUUGACCUCAACCUUGAGCAUUAUCCGACUCAGUAUUCGUCUCACUGAAGUGAAAAAAGCACGAAUGAUUAAAAGCAUGACAAUCUACUACUCACCGAAAAACAUCCCGAUUGUGGAACUGAAGAAUAAACCAAAUCUCUGGCAAAUGGCUCGAAAAGUCAGCCUUAGUCCAAGCCAGACGGAAGUGAAAUUAGACUUUAGUGUUCCUAUCGUGGCUGCAAAUAUCAUGUUCGAGUUUUUGGAAUUUUACGAAAAUGUGCAAGCUUCCGCGGAGACUUUGCAGUGUCCGAGAUGUUCGGCGUCAGUUCCUGCGCAACCAGGCGUGUGCUCCAACUGCGGCGAGAAUGUGUAUCAAUGUCACAAAUGUAGGGCAAUUAAUUAUGAUGAGAGAGAUCCGUUCAUAUGCCACCAAUGCGGGCAUUGCAAAUAUGCCAAGUUAGACAUUAGCGUGCUUGCGAAAAAUGUCGUGGCGGUUGACCCGAUCGAAAAUGAGGAGGACGGCAAAAAAUCCGAAACCGCGGUCAGCUCUCUUCUUGAAAAGGCGGACCAAACCUACAAGCAGCAGCAGUACAUGAAGGCCGGGUUGGAAUCCAUGCUCCAGUCGAUUAAGGAAAAGAAGUCGAUGGCGGGUCUCUCUAUGGCUCCAUUUCCAACAUCAUCCUCGGCGACGACAGUGGCUGCGGCCCCACCCUCUGCGAGUAUGAUUGGGCCUGCCGCCGUCUCUACUUAUGCAUCUGCUGCCGCUAAUGCUUUAAAUAACAACAAUAUUUCAGUUGGCAGUAUAUCCGCUGCUAACGCCAGCAUGGGAGCAGGCAACAUCAUGACCCUUGGAGGACCUGGUGUCCAAGCGUUAACUGGUGGAGGACCUUCCACACUGAGUCAUGCUGCAGGAUCACUGGUGCUCAAGAACGUUCAGAGUUUGGCUUAUUGUUAUGCGAUUGACUGCAAGAGUUCCUACGAGGAACUAAAUCGAAUUAUGAGGAAAGUGGGCGCGUAUAGGAGAGAAAUGUUGAAGGUGGAUCCAGUCGCGUAUACUUUGGAUAGUGUUGACACGGUCACUUAUCGUCGGUGUUACGGCUGCAGAGCGUCAAGUAUUACAUUGUCACUAAAACUUUUGCAAGCUUUGAUCACUGCUGGAAGUCCGCGGGAUCCGUUCGACUUGUCAUUCUUGAGUUUUCUUCUUCGACUCUCACAGUCUGCGGGUUCGACAGCGUUGAAGGAACAGGUGAAGAAUGCGCUCUGUUUCUUUGUCAAGGAUGAUCCUCUCGCCACGUCACAACUUACGGACAUGAUUAAUUCAAGGGUGAGCUCCGCUUUGAAUCGUGGAACUUGGAAUGACGUUAGUUUUGAAACUUCCGAAGAAAUAUCUCUGCUCUCUUCCCUUCUUGGAAUGUACGACUCUUGCUGGGAAAUUAAGCUACGAAGUUUGAUGAAAAUUUUUAUUCAAGCUGUCGAUCGACUUCGUACCCCUACCUCGAGUGAGGCAGGGUUGUUAUCGUGUCUGAAAAUAAUUCAAACAUUCAUUCGAGCAACGCAAUCUGGAGAACCAGAUAAAUUAACAAUUGUCCCAGUUCAAGGAGUCCAUGUCGAUUUGCAAGGGUGGCUACGUGGAGACCCUGACGCUGCCUUUGAAAACUGGAGGAAACGAUUGCCCAAAGCGAAACCGAAGCCGGCAAGCUUGCUCCCACUGCCGCCACCACCAUCAUCAUCUUCUUCUUCCGCUACAACACCAAUCGCCAAGCUGGUAAAGGAGUCUCUUGCCAAGAAAGAAGCCAAUGUCAGGAAACCUGCAAAACUCGCCAUGAAAAACAAACCCGAGUUGAGGAAAACAUACCUCAUACAAAAGUAUGGGCGUCGAUGGGUGGAGAAAUUCUACAAGAUUGACACUACCGAAAGUGUCAACUUUGACAGCAAGGAACUCUCGUGGCUCAAAACGUUGCUAUUCUGUCCUGGAUCGGUACAAACGAGAACAUUCAGUGCUGGUCUGUUGAAAGACUUGUCACAGAAUCCAGAAAGACGAUUAAAGGUUAUGGAACUCCUCACAACUUUUAUGGAAGAUCUACCCAUCUACGGAGAAUCGUGUCGCGAAUUCAUGGAACUUUACCGAGAAUUAGCUGGAACAUCAGAAUUUGCCGCCUUCCUCAACGCUAAAGGUGCUCUGAGCAUUGUUUGCAAACUCCUGGACGGCCAAAUCGAGAAAUUGCACCAUUUAGAAACUGUCACGCUUCACUCAGAUCUCUCUCAGGGUGUGGCUGUCUUCGAAUUGUCUAAACUCUUGUCCACCCUCGCGAUCCCAUCCGUUCGUCGGAAUAAGAGAGUUUCCCUUCUCUCCACUGUCCUCGGAGGUUAUUUAGCUCUCAAAAGGAUUCGACUCCAUCGAACCCGGCCGAUCGAGGAGGCACAAGAAAUCCUGCUCCAACUUUUGGAAGAAAUUACAUCUGGGACUGAAGAGGAAACCAAGAUCUUCAUGACUGUGUGUGUAGAAACUUUGAAAAAGUGUCCGAAAGAGGACUUGGCCACACCCGUCUUUGUCUUUGAAAGAGUCUGCUCUCUCAUCGUGCACGAGGAAAGCGACGUUGCCGAGUUUUUCGUCACCCUGGAUAAAGAUCCCCAGCAGGAGGACUUCCUUCAGGGGAGAAUGUUGGGAAAUCCGUAUAGCAGUAAUGAGGCUGGAAUCGGACCGUUGAUGAGAGACAUUAAAAAUAAGAUUUGCACGGAUUGCGAGCUGGUCGCACUGUUGGAGGAUGACAAUGGGAUGGAGCUGCUCGUCAACAAUAAGAUCAUGUCACUGGAUCUCCCUGUAAAGGAAGUUUAUAAGAAGUUGUGGUUGCCGACUAAUGGUCCGACCGACCCGAUGAGAAUUGUGUAUCGGAUGCGUGGCCUGUUGGGGGAUGCGACAGAGGAAUUUGUAGAAUCGUUCGCAUCACCAAAUGAAGGUCAAGAGGAUAACGAAGUCACGUAUAAACUGGCUAAAGUGUUUGUCAAUUGUGGUGGUCUCAAGGUUGUGUUGAACUCGUUGGAAAAUCUACUGAACCAACCUCUUGUCAUGUCAAAGACCAAACCGUUAAUUGGCGUUUCGCUGAAAUUACUCGGAUACUGUGCGAAAAUAACGUCAGGUCGAGAUGCCCUCUUGGCUCCUUCGCUGAGUGCGAUACAAUCACUCCUUCCGGUUUUACGACUUUGUCUGGAAUACGAUUUAACUUCGAUACAGGGUUCCUCCGGUGUGGUUCAUCUGACUGAUCAAAUUCUUGAGAUUCUUGAAGCUGUACUUGCUGACUCGUGUAUCCUGGAUAAGAAAGCUUACGCUAAUUUUGCCAAGUCACGUGGAUCAAUUGAGGACGUUCGGAAUUUGCUACUACUUUCUGAUAAGCUGAAAGCACGACAAGCCACCAUGUCCAUGCAUUUCAAAGUCCUUGCUGGUCUCACGUACACGGAUAAAGUGAAGAUGAACCUCAUCUUUGAUAGUUUCAAGGACUGUUUCGACUUUCUCAAGUUUGAUGAUGAUCCCAACGCUGAUUUUACAAACCAGUUGGACCACAUUUGCACUCUCGUCUCUAAUGUGGAAACGGGUCCUUAUGCCGGAACAUUUAAAGACUUGGCCCUUGAGAGGAAGCUUGUCGACGCUUGCUUGGAAUAUAUCGGGAUUCGAGCCCCAUUCAUGAAACCGCCGCUGGGCCGACCCGAUUCCGAUGAGUGGAAAGAAAUGGCUUCCAAACCAGCGUUGAAGUAUGUUCUGCGACUUUUGGCAGGAUUUGCAACUGGGCAUUCAGCGAGUCAGGAGUCUGUAGGGAAAGAAUGCGUCUAUGUGAUCCACCAACUCGAGCAGGUGUCGUCCGAUGAGCAUGUCGGUUCUUUAGCAGAAAACGUGUUGGAAGCUUUACGAUCUCAUGAUGAGAUUUGGAAAAAAGUGGAAGCCGCAAGACGUGCUACACGCGAAGAAAAGAAACGAAUGGCAAUGGCAAUGCGACAACGCCAAUUAAAUACUAUGGGAAUGAAGACGAAUGAGAAGGGCCAAGUGACCGCUGCUACGUCCUCUAUCCUUGAGCAGAUGGAAGAUCUUGCUGAGGAAACUGGACUUAUUUGCGUAAUUUGUCGGGAAGGGUAUAAGUAUCAACCGACAAAAGUGCUCGGAAUCUAUACGUUCAGCAAGCGAUGCAUUUUGGAAGAGUUGGAGGGCAAGAGUCGUAAGUCGUAUGGGUAUUGUACCGUGAGCCACUUUAACGUCGUUCAUAUUGAUUGCCACAUGGCUGCGAUACGAUUGGCAAGAUCUCGGGAUGAGUGGGAGUCUGCAUCUCUCCAAAACGCAAACACGCGUUGUAACGGAUUGAUUCCUUUGUGGGGUCCACAAGUUCCAGAAUCAGCGUUCGCUGCUUGUCUUGCCCGCCAUAACGCCUAUCUUCAAGAAGCUACGGGACAUCGCGACGUGGGAUUCGCUUCUGGAGUACAUGACAUAAAGCUCCUCCUCCAAAGAUUUGCGGAAGAAAAGAGUUUCCACGAGGAUACUGGGGGUGGCGGUCCAGAAUCAAACAUGCAUCUUGUCCCCUACCUCUUUCACACGGCGCUCUACGUCCUCAACACCACCCGGCUAGCGACUAAGGAAAUGAACGGCGUGGACAAGUACAUGACUGCAGCGAUACCUUCGUGGAAGGAAGACGCCACCUCGGUGGAUGGAAGUUUCUACCAUUUGAUCGUGUCUUUGAUGGUGCAUACCCCUGAGAGAUGGAAGGAAAAUCGAAUAACUUGGGUCAAGCGGAUGCUUGCUGUGUGUGGAUUUAGGUCUAAGCAGUUGGCAAAUGCCAAAUAUGCCCAUUACCGACCCGGUAUGAUAUUUUUGGGAUUGAUUCACGGACUCUACACACUCGUUUUCAAGGACGUGACCGGUGCUGGAGAAUGGUCAUCUAUUCUGGCUGAUUAUAUCCGUAAAAAUGAUGAACCACUCGUCAAGUCUACAUCCGCUUUGCUUGGAAUGUAUCAGCAAAAACUUUUGGCUGCGACAGAACUGUCCCAAAUUCUUGAGGCUCUAGAACUGAAGGAUGAAAUUGGGGACCCUCAACAAUUCGUGACAGAUUUAUGGGCUAGUUUGGCUUAAGGUGUGAAAUGCAAAGAUUCUUCGACCCGUCCGUAUACCCAGCAAUUGAUUGAUAAUACUAAACUAAUAACAGUUUUCAUAAAAAUAUGUUUAAAAUUAAGUAAUAAUGAUACGAAUAAUUGAAUAAAUAUAAAUCACAAUAAGCAAG
This is a messenger RNA of Folsomia candida, 16765 nucleotides long. RefSeq names its product protein purity of essence (gene poe). Bases 334 to 16617 code for a protein of 5427 amino acids. Lineage: Eukaryota; Metazoa; Arthropoda; Collembola; Entomobryomorpha; Isotomidae. Gene Ontology annotation, molecular function: zinc ion binding. The record is from RefSeq and is a predicted model, not a curated record. The transcript has 52 exons.